Molecule: messenger RNA, 3370 nt
Organism: Eleginops maclovinus (Patagonian blennie)
Lineage: Eukaryota; Metazoa; Chordata; Actinopteri; Perciformes; Eleginopidae
Gene: creb3l1
Product: cAMP responsive element binding protein 3-like 1
Exons: 13
Coding region: 170-1678 (502 amino acids)
Biological process (GO): regulation of transcription by RNA polymerase II
Molecular function (GO): cAMP response element binding; DNA-binding transcription factor activity, RNA polymerase II-specific
Source: RefSeq, a predicted model, not a curated record
AAGCGUUGACUCUUCAAGCUGCAGACAGGAGGAUGUGAAUUAUCCACAUUUUGUCACUGAAAAUAACGGUGUAUGGUGUACGUAACGACUGGAAACGAACACAGUUGAAUUUUAAUGAAUUUAUCUUGAUAUUUGCUAACAGCUGGCUACUGAGCUGCAGACAGAAGUCAUGAUGGAGUCUAUCUUAGACAGUUUGACCGCAGAGAAACUCUAUCCGUCCGGAGGGAGCAACCUGUUGGACCUGGAGGAGCUCAGCGACGGAGACUUCCUCACUAAUGUGCCGUUCUCCGGGGACCAGAUGGACGACUUCAGCAGUGAAUUAUUCAGCAGUUUCUUUGACGACCAUCUAUUAGAGCGGCCCAUCGUGUCGGACAGACCUUCACCUAUACACAUGGAUAUGGACGACAGCAGUCCAGAUAUUCAAGCGGAGCACAGCUACUCUUUAAGUGAAGACUCCGCCCCCCAGAGCCCAGCCCUGUCAAUCAAAAUGGACCACGAGUCUGAAUUUGAAUGGAGCUUCAGUCAGGACCUCUCUGCCAUCCUGGUGAAACAGGAGGAGCCGGAUGUGGGUCAAAGGUUAGAUCCUCAGCCUCACGAAGGCCCGCCCCUCAUAUUAAGCCCCGCCCCACCACACCGAGGGUCUCCAUGGAAACACACGGAGCCGAGUCCAGACAGUGUGAAGCCCGUCGCCAUAAAAGAUGAACCCAAAGAGAUUGGACAGUACCUAAGCCUGCCCAGCGAUGACGCUCUGCAGCUCCCGCCCACCCCUCCCAGCAGUAACCACGGCGACAGUGACGGCUCCCUGCCUCCCUCCUCCCCCCACCUCGCCCUGCCGCCGUCCUCCCCUCAACCGCAGCAGAGGCCAGGAGGUCGCGCCUCUUCAUCAUCCUCUUCUUCAUCCUCCUCUUCCUCCACGGCCAUCUCCUCCUCACCUCUGCUGACUGCACCUCAUAAGCUGCAGGGCUCAGGACCGCUCCUGCUGACAGAGGAAGAGAAGAGGACCCUGGUUGCCGAGGGUUACCCAGUACCCAACAAACUCCCUCUCACUAAGAGUGAAGAGAAGGCACUGAAGAGGGUCCGACGGAAGAUCAAAAACAAGAUCUCAGCUCAGGAGAGUCGGAGGAAGAAGAAAGAAUAUGUGGAAUGCCUGGAGAAAAAGGUGGACAGCUACACGUCAGAAAACAGCGACCUGUGGAGGAAAGUAGAAAACUUGGAGACUGCAAACAGGUCUCUCCUACAGCAGCUCCAGAAGCUCCAGUCUCUGGUGACAGGGAAAGUCGUCCCUCGCUCUUGUAAAAUCGCCACUACUCAAACAGGGACAUGCCUCAUGAUGGUGGCCGUGUGUUUUGUCCUGGUGUUGGGCUCCUUCUCCCCCUGCGUCUCUCCCCUCUCCUUCCUCACUCACACCUCCUCUUCUUUGUCCUCAUCCUCCUCUUCCUCUCAUCCCUCCUCCUCCCCUCCUCUCCCGUCAGCGGACCUCUACACCACCAGUCAGGUCCGCUCCCGCAGCCUGCUCUUCUACGACGAAGGGUCUCCACUGGAGGAGAGUUUAGCUCCAUCAGAAGCAGAGAGGCCACAGUCAGAGAGCAUCACCCAGACCAGCAGAUACACAGCGGAGGCUAACCAGACCACCGGGCCCGAAAUAGACAGCAGAGAAACAAAACCAGAGUUUAUCUGACCCCUCCUCCCACGACUUCUAACCUCCGACCCCUAAAAAGCCUCCUGAAACUUCUGGACUCAGCGGGCUUCACAACAACAUCCAACCAGAAUCAGUCAGACUUCCUCCCGUCCUCCACAGCCGACUCACUGCCAGCCUCCCGAGGUGCUUCACUUCUCAAACAGACUCUGCUACACCUGAAUAUACUUGAUUUUAAAGGGAUUGGAAUUUCUAUUUUUGUGCAUUCAAAUAUCAUCCAACUAAUCUUUUCAUAUUUAGUUUGAACAACAACCAGGGGCUUACUCAUCAAACCUAAAUACAAUCAUUUACAGAUACAACGUGUAGCAUUUGAAUAAAACAAUGUAAAGCUGUGAUCCAAUGACAGAGUAUUUCACUUCCUCGUAAAAACCAAAGUAGUGUAGCGUUGCCAGCAUCCUUUAGGUGUGAAAAGCAAACAGCUUUAUGGGAAAUGUAGUCUUAAAAUUAGGAGAAACUUAGAUUUUUGCACCUUGCAUAUGGAUACUUGACAGACCUGCAAUUUGGGAGUGUAUAUUUUACUUUUCCAAGGCACUAAAUCAGGUCAGUGCUUUAAUUUUACACCAAUCAUGUACGUUGCUAAAGGGCUGCAGCUAACACUUGUGAUAAAUCCUCAUAUUAGAGAAAAACUGAUCAUCAAAACUAAUUACAUUUCUGUUUCAGCUCUAUGUUAAUAACAGUAUACUCAUAAACUAAAACUAUAUAAUACACUUUUUAAAAGGAAGCUGUGCCAUUUUAAAAGUGCCUUCCACUUACUUUAGUCUAAUAUGACGAACUUGGCCUUAAAGCACGCAGCUAUUAAACCUGUAAACACAACAAAUACUGUUUAUUUUGACCUUAAACUGGAUCAAUGUUCCAGAUUUAUCUUAGAGAAGCCUUUUAUUUCAAAAGCCAGCCUUAUGUGUUCAAGAGUUAAAGCAAAAGAUAUAUUUAGUUUUAUUUUUCCACUUUUUAAAUCCAUCUCUGAGGUUAAAGUCCACAUUCUGCAUAUUUUUUUGUAUUUUAAUAUCAAGGGACUUUUAAAGAGGGUCCUACGAGAGGUUGGGGAAAAAUUACAUAAAGGUAUUUUUAUGGAAUUAUAAAUUGUAUAUGUAAUAUAUUUGCAGCAUCAAAAAAAAUGCAUAUUUAAUUUAUGCAGCAAAAAAAAACAAAGCGUUUUUAAGUUUGUUAUUCUAUUGUUUUUUCUAGAAAAUGUUUACAAAAAACACUAAAAUACAAGUUAUAAUAUAUUCCGAGCAUCAAAAAAGAGCAUAUUUAUUUUAUGCAAGAAAAAAAAGGGAAUUUUAUGUUGUGUUUUUGCAUUUAGGAUGAUGAAGUUUACCAUGAUGGUGUUUCGUGGAAACUUUGACAUGAUCUGCUUUUGUCUUUCAACUGUAAUACAGUGUUUAUGAUUCGCUGCUGUCGCAUGAAACCCCACAAAGGUCUAUUUGGUUCCCUUGUGAUAGAGAAAUGCCCCUAGCUUGUAAAACAAACUUUUAAAUCUGUUAUUUUUUACCAUGUGACGUUUCUUGACCUGAAAGAUAAAGAAACUCUUCCCAACUCAACAGCACGAUCUUAGAUAUUAGAACAUGGGCUAGAUGCUAAAUGUGCUCAUGCGACAGCAGUGUGUGUUGUAUUUAUUCCUGUUUGUAGAAAGUGUGUAUAUAUUGAUGAAGCCAAUCAGGGGACUAAUACAUU